AUGGACCACAUCACAAGUACUCGCCUUGGGGCACUCAGUGACUGGAAAGCAUGCUUAACCCCUCUGAGAGUUGACGUUGUGGGCGAUUUUGCAGGAAAUGAGCUCUUUGCUAUCCACGGCGAAGCCCUGCUCUCUCACUGUGUCACAGAUGCCAAGGUUGAUUUUCAAGAUGGCUUCCAGCUUCUACACGCCGUACAUGCCGUUGAGACCUUUCUCAGCAGGCUCAAGGAACGUGGCUGUAACUUUCACGUCUUGUGGCUCGACAGCUACAUGGGUCUCGCCGUGCCUCAUCAAGUUCCAGUGAAACAUCGACACAAGUAUUUACUCGCAAGAGAUGUGCUUAUCAAACAUCUUCAAGCUCCUGGUGUUGAUAGAUCGACAAGCGACGAUUUGGCCCAGAGUAGUGACACGGAUACCCAGAUGAGCUUUGUCUUCCGAGCCAUAGCCAGUGACGAAUUUGUCGAAUACACGAAGACGAAACGCAUCCACUUCAUCAUGUGCUCACAUGAUGAACCCAGAGAUUUGAGUGUCGACGUUGAAACCGGCAGCGACAAUAUUGACCACCUCGCUGCCAUGUAUCUUUUUGCCAACCAGGGAUACAGACUUGCUUCGAUCAACGACAUCGAAUUUCGCAGCUCUAAGGUGUAUACCCGCAUCCUAACUCCGUCAAGCUCCCCGGUUGAUAUUAGGGUACUUGAGCCUAAAGCCCACCAUAACACAGACAGGGGCUGCAGUCGCCUCUUGUCACAGCUGGAUGAGUGCCGAAAUGGAACUGAAAUGGGAGUACGUGAAAGAGUUGCUCUCGUUGCUUGCGCAUCAAUUCUUGCAGAAAAGCCCGACGCCGCCACUGAGAAGCGCGUCAUUGCGUUCCUUACCCACGUCAAAUUCCUCGAACACGUCGAGCUUUCGCAGCGGGCGUGUACAAAGCUUGAUAAGAAAGCACUCGAUGACGACAAUGAGUUUCUUGAGGACUUUUCAACCAGAGCUAUUGCCUUGAUUCGGCAUUUGGUACACACUGGCAGAGGAAGUCGUGGCGACUGGCGGGUAUGUGACCUGAUUGAUGGCCGGCUCUUCCUACAUACCCUUCAAAACCUCGAACGCAUUAAUGCCAUAUUCUACAUUGAAAAUUACGGUAAGAUCCUCGAGGCACUUGUCGGCGUGGAUAUAUUGCACUGUCUGCCCUCACCUAGUGCGUUGCCGGAGGACCUGUCUCAAAAGAAGUCAACACACUUCCACCUGAGUUGCAAAAACCACCCGCAAUCCCAAGCUAAGCCAUCUGUUCUGCCUUUCAGCCAUCCGGUCUUGGAUCCCUAUCUAAGGGAUAUCAAGCUAGAGACAGAGCCGUCCCAGGGCAUCCCCGCUGAUGAUUCCAAGAUCUUCCAAGAGCUGACUCACUGGCACAAUGCCAAACGCACCCUAGACCCCAAAAAAAGACCUAGGCCUGUGGAGCCAUGGGUACUUAGGAGAAAUCAGAGAUUCAUGGCCGAUACCAUCGCAUAUUCGGCUAGUCUGACAAAUGCUUCCGGCAAGAACAUCAGCCCCGAACCCAUUGUUGAACAGAAGACGCACAAGGGACAUUUAGAAAAGCACCACACUGGAGGUGGGAGAGAAAAGGCACUCAAAACGUCUGAGGCGGCUAAAGUCGUAAAGUACGAGUCUCGAAAGAGCGCUAUCAUCCGAUUCUUCGCGCAGCAGUGUCAGGACUUGGAGAAAGUAAAGCCACUGGUGAAGAGAUACUCGAGAGCGAAUAAGUAUCUUUUGGGUCUCCACAAAGAUGAUAGAGAGACAAUAGGAGGAGAACUGUCUCUUUACAUCUGCAACAUUUUGGCUCAGAUGCUCAACGAGUCGUCCUCCGAUUACAUGGCGAAGAGUAUCACUGCCUUGAUCAGAGCUCAUGCUGCAGACAUGUACACGUUGCCGCUUACGCAGGAAACCAAGCAAAGCAUGACUCAAAUCGGUGCUAUCCUGCAACUCCCGUUGCAUCCUAACAAUAGGUCUACGUUUACCAAAAUACAGCGACCGCUACCUUUUCAAGUUGCGACCAUAAUACAGACCAAGGGAUUGAAGAUCUUCAUUGAUGAAGAUAUACGCGAGUUUCAGUUGGAGCACUUCGGUCCGUACAUGGAGCGGAGUUUCGAUUCAGCACCUGAUCCACGAGUGCCUUUCCAACCCGAUGCAUGGCAGCGAAAGGUGCUUGAUGCCAUUGACGAAGAAAAGAGUCUCUUCGUUGUGGCACCGACAUCUGCGGGAAAGACCUUCAUCUCUUUUUACGCCAUGAAGAAGGUUUUGCAGGCGAACAAUGAUGAUGUUCUUGUCUACGUUGCACCUACCAAAGCGCUCGUGAACCAGAUUGCGGCGGAGAUUCAGGCAAGAUUUGACAAGUCUUACGAUAAAAAAGGCAGGUCUGUUUGGGCAAUUCACACUCGAGAUUACCGCAUCAACAAUCCCACAGGAUGCCAGGUGUUGGUGACUGUACCUCAUAUUCUUCAAAUCAUGCUCCUGGCACCGUCAAACGCCCAGAGCGGCCACUCCUGGUCACGAAGAGUUAAGCGUAUCAUUUUUGAUGAGGUGCAUUGUAUUGGACAGGCUGAAGACGGCAUCAUUUGGGAGCAAUUACUUCUAUUGGCCCCCUGUCCCAUCAUUGCACUGUCUGCAACGGUUGGAAACCCUGGUGAGUUUAAGGAUUGGCUGGCUGGUACCCAAAAAGCCAAAGGAUUCGACCUUGAGAUGAUUAUUCACUCCACCAGGUACUCGGACCUUCGAAAGUUCGUUUACCAACCACCUACAAAGUGGGAAUUUGAUGGAUUGGAAUUAAUCGAACGCCUCCCAACUCCCGGCCUGGAUGUGAACAGCCCAGAGGGGGAUCGAUUUGUCUUUGUGCAUCCGGUUGGCAGCAUUGCCAGCAACGGCAACGAAACGCUGAAUGAUAUCAGCCUUGAACCCCGGGACUGCCUCCACCUCUGGAAAGCCCUUUCCGACUGCGCGGAUAACAAUUGUCCUAUCGACUCCAACCUUGACCCUAAACGUGCUUUUCCAGAGAUAAUCAAGAAGUCAGACGUCAUCUUGUGGGAAGCUGCGCUAAAGGACCAGCUUCGAAAAUGGAUGGCAGAAACUGGGUCCCCUUUUUGUGACGUACACAGUCAUCUCAAAACCAACUCAAAGCCGUGCACAGGUCAGAAGCGGACAGUCGAUUCUACGUUCCCCCUUCUAGUUGAUCUCCGGUCUCGUGGUGCUUUACCAGCAAUCAUUUUUAAUUAUGAUCGAGCCGGGUGUGAAGCGAUUCUGGUCAAGUUGCAGGAAACGCUCAGAAAAGCAGAAAAGACAUACCGAACGUCAGACCCUGAGUGGAAGAGAAGGUUGUCCAACUACAAUGAAUGGCAGAAUGCUCAGAAAAUAAAGAAAAGGGCAAAAGCCCCCAAGGAGACUGGGACUCGACGAAAGAUUGAGACCGAUGGCACAUCAUUCGACAAGAUGGAUCAUAUCCGGGAAGAUGCAAGCCAGGAGGCCAGCAAGUGGGCUAGCUUCAACCCAGCCGCACCCAUUGACCGCUUCAGCUUCGCUGACCCGCACAAAAUCUCCAGAGAAGAGCUAGAGAGCUUAAUUGAGAAUCUAAUGAAGUCCGACAAGAUCGACAAGCCCAUCAUAGAUGCGCUUCGUAGGGGAAUGGGUGUUCACCAUGCUGGCAUGAACCGACGAUACCGCCAAGUAGUAGAGAUGUUAUUUCGAAAAGGCUUUCUUACUGUCGUCAUUGCGACAGGGACUUUAGCGCUAGGUCUGAACAUGCCUUGCAAGACAGUCGUGUUUGCUGGAGAUUCAGUCUUUCUGACAGCGCUAAACUACCGACAAGCGUCAGGCCGUGCAGGACGAAGGGGCUUCGAUCUUCUCGGCAAUGUUGUAUUCCACGGCAUCCCUCAUCACCGCGUUAUGGAUAUUAUGUCCUCUCGACUGCCUGAUCUCAGAGGACAAUUUCCAAUGUCCGUGACUCUCAUUCUUCGCCUCUUUGGACUUCUACACGGCACGAGGGAAUCUGAUUAUGCUGUGAAAGCUGUCAAGUCGCUGUUAACACAGACUCGCCUUUACCUCGGAGGACCAUCCUCGGAGAUGACGAUCAAGCAUCACUUACGCUUCUCGAUCGAGUACCUCCAAAGGCAAUAUCUGAUUUCUAGCAAUGGGAUGCCUCUCAAUUUCUCUGGCCUUGUCGGGCAUUUAUACUACACUGAAAAUGCUGUCUUUGCUUUUCACUCCCUUUUGAAGAAGGGUUAUCUCCAUAAACUUUGCAAGAAUGUCAACAACGUGGCCAAACGGAAGGACAUGCUUCUUGAACUGGUUACAGUAUUGUGUCACCUAUUUUGUCGCAUACCUUGCCCUCGCUACAUGACCAAGAAGUGGCUCAAGGAUAACAUUGGUCGAUCGCCAUCGAUCAUCCUCCUUCCCGGACUUCCAAACGAAGCUGAAAGUAUUCUCCGAGGUCACAACGAGGAGACCCUCAGUAUCUUUCAGGCGUAUGUUCGCACGUUCGUUGAACAACACCUCACGAGCACCUCGGAUGACAUGCUUCCCUUUACCAAGUGCCGAAUCAGACCAAUUCAGAAUGAAGCCAUCGAUCUUUCAGCCGCGAAUAUCCCUACUCUUCCAGCCACAGUAAUCCGGUCACCAUUCUCAGCUUUGUCCGGCUUUACGGAUGACUUUUCCACCAUUCAUGAGCUGUGCCAGACUGUUCGUGCCGGCGUCUUUCUUGAGGAAGAGUCAAUCCCCUACAUACCCAUUUACCCAGACGAGACCAACAAUGUGCCGUUCAAUGCUUAUAUUUUGGACUUUUUUAAGCAUGGCGACAUGGAGGCUUUGGUCCGCGAUAACGGUAUCAAGAAGGGAGAUGUCUGGUCUCACUUGAAGGGCUUCUCGCUAAUUCUGGCAACCAUUGUGGCCAGUUUAGCCAACUUUCUUGUCGCGGAGGACGCCGAACUGGACGAUGCUGCUAUUAUCGACGUUCAAGGCAUCGGCGACAUUUUGGAGGAGGAACAUGAUUCUGACAAAGAUGAUGAGGCUGUUGAACUUCUUUCUAAAAUAAGCGCAGCUGUCCCCCAGAUUCAGUCGAAGCCAGCUAAGAAACGAGGCAAGAAGGAAGUGCCUGACUCCUGGGAUGAUGCAGAUGAUUCAGAUGAUUCAGAAGAAGAAGGAGAAGGAGAAGAAGCGAAAAUGCCUCACACGAAUGGCAAAGCGGGCGAUUCCUCAGGUGCUACAGCCAGCUGGAACGAGGAUGAUGGCAGCGGUCUGGUAAAGGUUUACACCGCCUUCAAGCUGCUGCAAAAGGAGUUUAACGAAAAGUUCCUGAAGGUGUGGGCCUGA
Messenger RNA from Colletotrichum truncatum, 5346 nucleotides. Its product is annotated as DEAD/DEAH box helicase. The record is from RefSeq and is a predicted model, not a curated record. Gene Ontology annotation, cellular component: cytoplasm. NCBI's taxonomy places the organism in Eukaryota, Fungi, Ascomycota, Sordariomycetes, Glomerellales, Glomerellaceae. Gene Ontology annotation, molecular function: nucleic acid binding; ATP binding.